This is a messenger RNA of Notechis scutatus (mainland tiger snake), 627 nucleotides long. Lineage: Eukaryota; Metazoa; Chordata; Lepidosauria; Squamata; Elapidae. The record is from RefSeq and is a predicted model, not a curated record.
UCCCUUUCGGUGACGGGCCAAUCAUUUCCAAGUGGGGCGCCAUCUCCAGGUCAUCACGGACCGGCUACCACACCACGGACCCUGUCCAGGCGACUGCUUCCCAAGGAAGCACUACCAAACCCAUCAGCAUGUCAGAUUAUAUCCCCAGCAUCAGCUCAGUGGACUUAAGAUGGAGCUGCUACGUGUCCGAUUCGACUUCCUCAGCACCCUUCCUAGAACGGGACCAGUUUGUCGCUCCCGAGGAAUCCGCUCCCCAAAAGCACUCAAGCACCGGAGUCCUCCUGACCACUGAUUUGCAACAGGCCAAAAGCAACUCAGUGCUGCUCCAGAGAGAGGCCAACACCCUGGCCAUGCAGCGGAAGUGGGACUCCCUGAGCGAGGGCAGUGCCCUCACCUUAAAGCUCUUAGGCAAGGAAAUGGAGCGGAGGAAUGGCCAGGCCGAUUCCCCCGAGGACAGCAUGGGCGUCAAGUCUAACCGGGAUAUUGAACUGGAACUUUCAUCGCUCGACACGGAUGAGGCUGAGGGGCAGGGAGAGCCAAUGGAAGUACGUUCUCUCGACUCUACCCACGUGUGGGCGAUUAUGGGUCUCCUGUCCCCAGAAUGCCAGAGUGGGACCAGUUCCUCCG